This is a messenger RNA of Tarenaya hassleriana, 1673 nucleotides long. RefSeq lists its product as uncharacterized. The record is from RefSeq and is a predicted model, not a curated record. Gene Ontology annotation, molecular function: glycosyltransferase activity. The transcript is spliced from 11 exons. NCBI's taxonomy places the organism in Eukaryota, Viridiplantae, Streptophyta, Magnoliopsida, Brassicales, Cleomaceae. Gene Ontology annotation, cellular component: membrane. The coding region runs from base 293 to 1498 and encodes 401 amino acids.
CCUCGAGCUACACUGACCGUUUCGACUUUCGAGUGCUGCUGUGAGAGACACCACUGACACAAAGCUUUCGGGGGGAGAGAGAGAGAUCCCAAAUUCCUCAGUUCAUCUUUUCUAAGAGUCUUCGAUCUUCAACCUCUCCGAUAGAGACAGAGAUUCUUUGUCGGCUCAGCUUAAUCGCUGUCUGUAACCGUUCAUAAUCUCGGCUUCCUUUACGCGGCGGCUUUGGCUUAUCGGGAGUCCAGAAAUUGCUAGAUGAUAAAAUAAGAGGAAGAAGACAGGUUCGAUACAUGUGAUGCUCGCAGAUGGCUUGACACAACAAACGAAGACAACCUUUGCGUGGUGGUUUGGCAUGAGAGAUAAUCCUGUUAUGUCAGAAUCUCGACAAAGGCCCCAUUUUAAGGGCCCGAGAUGGAUAAUCAUCCUGGUCGUUUUGGUGACCGUCGUUCUGAUCACUGCGUACAUACAUCCUCCAAGGAAUUCUCUGACCUGCUAUAUGUUUUCCAGUCCCGGUUGUACGAUGUACCAACAGUUUUUGUUUGUACCUUCGAGGGAAUUGACAGAUCCUGAGGCUGCCGCUCAGGUUGUGAUGAGUGAAAUUCUGAAUCUGCCCGACUCUCAACCAGCAAACCCGAAAAUCGCCUUCAUGUUCUUAACUCCCGGGACACUACCCUUUGAGCCGCUCUGGGAAAGGUUUUUCCGUGGACACGAGAACAAGUUUUCUAUUUAUGUGCACGCAUCGAAGGCAAAGCCGGUACACACAAGCAGCUAUUUUGUUGGUCGAGAUAUUCACAGUGAUAAGGUGGCCUGGGGUCAGAUUUCGAUGGUUGACGCAGAGAGAAGGCUAUUAGCUCAUGCUCUUCUAGAUUCCGAUAAUCAGCACUUCGUAUUGCUAUCCGAUAGCUGCAUACCGCUUUACAACUUUAACUAUGUGUACGAUUAUUUGGUCUUCUCAAAUGUUAGCUUCAUCGAUUGUUUUGAGGAUCCUGGUCCACACGGAAAUGGCCGGUAUUCAGAACAUAUGCUGCCUGAGGUUGAAAAGAAGGAUUUCCGGAAGGGCUCACAGUGGUUCUCCAUGAAGAGGAAACAUGCUGUAGUUGUCAUGGCCGAUAGCCUGUACUACUCAAAAUUCAAGCUUUAUUGCAGGCCACAUAUGGACGGUGGACGCAACUGUUACGCAGAUGAACACUAUUUCCCGACUGUCUUCAAUAUGAUUGAUCCGGGCAGAAUAGCCAACUGGUCAGUGACACACGUUGACUGGUCCGAAGGCAAAUGGCAUCCGAAAACAUACGGUGCCAAAGACAUUACUUACAACCUCAUCAAGACAAUCAAGUCCAUUCGUCAUUCUUUGCACGUCACAAGCGAUUUACAGAAACAAACAACGCUCAAGGCAUGCUUGUGGAAAGGAGAGUAUCGGCCGUGCUACUUAUUCGCGAGGAAGUUCAAUCCCGAAACUUUGGAUCGAUUGAUUCAUAUCUUCCCCAAUUACACUGAGGUUUAAGGUGUUGUAUUCAAUCCUCUCAUUCGUUCUUCGGUUUCGAAUUUGGAUUCGGAUUCAGAUUCGGGACCAUCUUACUGUAACUUAUUCACCGCCCGAUAAUACUCUUGCAAGUACAUGUUUUUGCCAUUCAGCUUUGGUCUUAGAACAUACUUAUUAUGAGAUUGGCAUGAACACA